AUGGAGGAUUUGGGUUCCAUGUGGGAUUAUGAAGAGAGCUUUGAUGAAUUGAAGCAGAAGCUUGUAUACACUUCCGUCGAAUUAGAGUCGCUGAAAGUUGAAGCAAAGGAAGAAAUGAGAAAGCACGAGGAGUAUGUUAAGCAUUUAUUCAAUCUCCUAAAGAUGGCUAACCAAGAAAGAGAUGAGGCCAAAGGUCAACUGCAAAAACUACUUAACAAACUUAUGCUUUCUACUACUGCUGAAUUACUGCCUAUUCUUCCUCAAGCACAACCUGAAAGCCCUCUCGUGAUGCCGGCUAAAGCAAACUCGAGUAUAACUGAAUCUAACAGUCUAUCUGAGACAUAUAACCAUCAAUCACAUGGCUCAUCCCCUGUUGAUUCCUUAUUUGACGCAGUUACUUCACCAGAUUUCUCCAGCAUUAACAUGGCAGACUCAAGUCACAUGGGGUUUGUGAAUAAAACCUUGGUUCCAGAAUAUAAUGGCUCUAUACCAACGGGUUUAGUGGCUCCAGCAAUGGCUAAGAUUGAUCCGGCUGAUAUUGCAAUUGACAGUUUUGUCAAAGGAAAAGUCCUGCCUCAAAAGGGAAAACUGUUGCAGGCUAUGAUGGAGACAAGUCCUCUGCUUCAAACACUUCUUCUUGCAGGUCCGCUUCCGCGGUGGAGAAAUCCGCCUCCACUGCAACCGUUCAAGAUUCCACCAGUUUCUAUUGGAGGUUGUGAAACUCCAAACCGCACUGCCAAUUCAAGUUGUCAUGCUCAACAACCAUUGGCUUCAUCACCAAACAUUGAUUUGUCUCGUGGAUCUUCUCAAAUGUGUUCAGCUUCCAUAUUAGAUUUUGCCACCGGUGCUUCUGAUUCAGGUAUAAGCAACGGAUGGUUGCUAAAUUCUGGUGCUAUCCAUCAAAUCCCAGCUAGAAAGCGGCAAAGAUUUCAAUGA
Dovyalis caffra is the source of this 936-nucleotide messenger RNA. The record is from the annotation of a GenBank genome assembly. NCBI's taxonomy places the organism in Eukaryota, Viridiplantae, Streptophyta, Magnoliopsida, Malpighiales, Salicaceae.